Molecule: messenger RNA, 1068 nt
Organism: Owenia fusiformis
Lineage: Eukaryota; Metazoa; Annelida; Polychaeta; Sabellida; Oweniidae
Source: the annotation of a GenBank genome assembly
UAAGUUCUGCGGGGUCAGUAGUACUCAGUACAAGAUUUUAGUGACACUAUUCUGAAACAUAUAAACAAGAUGCUGAUAGUGCUAAUUGCGACCCUGUGUCUUCAAUGGAUCGUAUGUAACGGUUGUCGAUGUGCCAUGACACACCCACAACACUACUUUUGCAAUUCAGAAUUUGUACUACGUGUAAAUGUUACUGGAUCAGCAAUAAAUGUUGAUGACGAAAUGACAAGAGAUUAUGACAUCGAUGUUGUUUCCAUAUUUAAGGGUGAAGGAUUUGGGGGGAGAAGCAACGUGUCUACUCACGUCCAUAGUGCAACGUGUGGUGUAUACCUGGAGAUAGAUCAACAAUACGUAUUGACAGGUUCACGAAGAGCCGAUGGUAUUGCAUGGAUUCAUAGCUGUAGCUUCCAGCGUAAAUGGGACCUUCUAACCGAGGACCAACGAUCUGGAUUCUCGGAAGACUACGGCAGAAGUUGCGGUUGUGAGAUAUGCAUGGAGCAGUCGAGAUCCCAAAAUUGUGCCGCGUCAUCAUGCGUGUAUCCCCUCCAUAGUAGCUGGAAGAUGGCAGACUGCUACAACAAACACUCCGUAUUCCCAGUGGCGAGUAUGCCUAAAGCAGACGUAGAAUUACUUCCCCUGGUAAGAAACGCCAGCAAUCAAAGGAUUGAAAAUGAUAUUGUCCACACAGCGUCUUAUCAAAUGAUUGGAGCAGGCACUGCGAACUUCGAUCUUUUAACAUUGAGGACCAAUUUCACUCCCGGGAUAGGACUAUUCAACAACGGAACAAAUAUCUCAGGGAUUGGAAGUAUGGAAAACGUUCCGUAUUAUCCUGCAAUUAAACUUCCGUUGCAUGUGGUCGUCCUGUACGGUAUUGCGUAUGCCGUUAUCUUCUUACUAGGUAUAAUAGGGAACUUACUGGUGAUCACGGUGGUAUAUAAUAACAUACGUAUGCACAACGUUACCAACUACCUGAUCGUCAACCUGAGCGUAGCUGACCUUCUUGUAUCAAUCUUCGUCCUUCCUAUUACGCUAUUAUCAAAUAUUUUCUAUGGUGAGUAUGUAAAAUAG